Messenger RNA from Equus quagga, 8718 nucleotides. RefSeq names its product ring finger protein 150 (gene RNF150). Bases 18 to 1337 code for a protein of 439 amino acids. The record is from RefSeq and is a predicted model, not a curated record. The transcript has 7 exons. NCBI's taxonomy places the organism in Eukaryota, Metazoa, Chordata, Mammalia, Perissodactyla, Equidae.
GGCCCCGGCGGAUAAAGAUGGCAAUGUCUCUCAUCCAAGCGUGCCGCAGUCUGGCUCUCUCAACAUGGCUGCUUUCCUUUUGUUUCGUGCAUCUGCUCUGCCUGGACUUCACCGUGGCCGAGAAGGAGGAAUGGUACACCGCCUUCGUGAACAUCACUUACGCCGAGCCCGCGCCGGACCCCGGGACCGGGGCGGCGGGCGGCGGCGGCGGCACCGAGCUGCACACCGAGAAGACCGAGUGCGGGCGCUACGGGGAGCACUCGCCCAAGCAGGACGCCCGCGGGGAGGUGGUCAUGGCCAGCUCGGCCCAUGACCGCCUGGCCUGCGACCCCAACACCAAGUUCGCCGCCCCGGCCCACGGCAAGAACUGGAUAGCCCUCAUCCCCAAGGGCAACUGCACGUACAGGGAUAAGAUCCGGAACGCGUUCCUGCAGAACGCCUCCGCUGUGGUCAUCUUCAACGUGGGCUCCAACACCAACGAGACCAUCACCAUGCCCCAUGCAGGUGUAGAAGACAUCGUGGCAAUAAUGAUCCCUGAGCCAAAAGGAAAGGAGAUAGUAAGCUUGCUGGAGAGAAACAUCACUGUGACGAUGUACAUCACCAUCGGAACCCGGAACUUGCAGAAAUACGUGAGCCGCACUUCGGUUGUGUUUGUCUCCAUUUCCUUCAUUGUCCUGAUGAUCAUUUCCCUCGCAUGGCUGGUCUUUUAUUAUAUCCAGAGGUUUCGAUAUGCAAAUGCCAGGGACAGGAACCAGCGCCGCCUGGGAGAUGCAGCCAAGAAAGCGAUCAGCAAGCUCCAGGUCAGGACCAUCAAGAAGGGUGAUAAGGAAACAGAGCCAGAUUUUGACAACUGUGCAGUUUGCAUUGAAGGGUACAAACCCAACGACGUUGUCCGGAUCUUGCCCUGCCGGCAUCUUUUCCACAAGUCCUGUGUUGACCCCUGGCUUCUAGAUCAUCGCACCUGUCCCAUGUGCAAGAUGAACAUUCUUAAAGCCCUAGGGAUCCCGCCCAAUGCUGACUGCAUGGACGACUUGCCCACCGACUUCGAGGGAUCUCUGGGAGGUCCACCAACCAACCAGAUCACAGGUGCCAGCGACACAACCGUAAAUGAAAGUUCGGUCACUUUGGACCCUGCUGUCCGGACUGUGGGAGCCUUGCAGGUGGUCCAGGAUACAGAUUCCACCCCACAGGAGGGAGAAGUCAUCUAUACUACCAACAGUGAGCAGGAGCCAGCCGUAAGCAGUGAUUCUGACAUCUCGCUGAUUAUGGCAAUGGAGGUUGGACUGUCUGAUGUAGAACUUUCCACGGACCAAGACUGCGAAGAGGUGAAAUCUUGAAAUGGCAAAUGCAGGAAAAAGGGAUGGUAGGACCCAAGGGGAAGGAAGGGAGGAGUGCCCCCAAGACUUGCACCGGGCACACACACCUCUAGAACACCUUGGCGACUCCAAGGGUGCUCCGCUCAAGAAUGGUAACGAAAAGCAAUAUCCAAAGUCACGUGAAUCAGGAUGCAGUUUCUCAAUCUUUGAACAGUCCACGGCCUUGGCAGCUUGGAAGUUGAAAGCUGAUUUUCCCUCCCAUGUCCUGUAGACACACACUUCAGAAGCUCCUAAAACAGACUGAAGGACACUUUUAGGGCUUCUUGCUUUCAUUUCCAUUUUUUUCCAGUUCUUGUUCUCUUGUUUUUGGAAUGUUGUUUGAUUUCUUUGGCAGUUUCUUUUUAAAGACUGUGUGUAGUUUACUUUACAUCCACUUGUUGUUUUCCCUUUGCUUCCCUCCAGCUUUGUAUAGAGUUCUGUUUAGAAGCACCAGUUCCUGCUAUGAUCGGUUUGUAUUCCAUCUGUGAGAUUAAUGGCCUUGACCUCUCAGCAUGAAGUGUGCAUGGCUUUGGGAAGUGCCUCAGCGCCCUGAAACAGUCUAAGGCCAGCUUUCAUUAAGAAUCUAAAUUCUUUUAAGUGGAUCUUGAAAAUCCCAGCUACCAGAGACCCCAACACUAAGCUCUGAAUCUGCUGAGGCCGCUGCUCGUUAUUUUCAGCUACAUCACACUGGCUUCCACUUGCCAGGCUCUGUUAAGGGCCCUCGUGACUUGAGAGGAAGCUCUAGGGAGGCACUUCAAUUCGUCUGGACCUUGCAGUCUUUGGCUGAAAUCCUGAACUCAGAAGUGCCCCCCAGAGCAUUAACGCCGUUCUUCAUGGCUGUAGGGCUUGUAACCAGGACUGCAAGCCUGGUUUUAAGACCAGACACGACAUGUUCUUUCAGAAAGCGAAAUGUCUGUUGUAUUGGUUUCCCCAGGGCCAGAACGGUCCUUUGUUACCUCCACAAGUGGCUUCUGCAGGAGAUGGAGGAUUUAGAAAAGAUCCAGUCAUCUUUGAGCCCAGUGUCCAACACAGUUAGGGCUGCUGUUAACAGCACCUAGGUUUUACCUUAAUUCCAACACACUUGUGUUAAACCUCGCCAGACCUCAAGGAAAGAUUUAGGUGAAUCCUUAGAAAAUUGCUUCCCAGGGCUCCCUGAGUGCAUCCGGAUACCAAGUGAGGAGGGAGGUAAAUGAUAUGAUCUAAAAGGUAUGGCAUGGAAAUUUGCUAAAUCAAGCUUCUCCUGACUAACAGAGACAAAGAGGGAAAGGAAAAGAGGUAUGAGAUGAAUGCUAAAACCCACCGGUGUUUUUACCUGUUUAUGUUUUUAUUCUUUUUUUGUAACUAUGACAGAGAUGUGCUAUUUUUUCAGUGGGCAAUUUUGUAAUACAUUUAGACUCUCCAGAUGCAGUGAUGACUAAGGUGGUGAAUCCUUUUCUCUGGACAAUCUUGGAUCACCUCAUCCUCUGUGAGAAGGCCAUGUUGCUGCGUGGGGGUAACCAGGAAAGAAAGCUUUUCUCACUGAGUUAUUUACCUAUUUGAUGAAGCUUUUGUAUGUUGUUAUGGUAAUACUCCUCCAGAAAGCAGAGUCUGGUUCUGCCGUAAAACCUUGUGGCCCGCUGAAACCUGGAGGGUACGUCAAGGGAGACCACUGGCUGCUCUUUUUCCACCUCUUUUAGCAGUUUCCUAUUUGAUGCUUUCUAAAUAGUCAGCAAAGCAAGGAAAAUGAUUAUCGCCUUCAGAAAUGUCACAUCUCUCUAGGAGUCUACCACUUCCUGUAGUGAAACCCAGUGUCUCGGCGUGGGAAGGCAGCCAGGGAGGAAUGAAGAGAGCGCUGAACCAGGAGUCACGAGGCCUGGAUGAGCCACAUGCUUGCUGGGCCUCCGCUGCUCCAUCUGUAAAAGUGAAGGGGUUUAACAAGAUGGUGCCCAAGGCGCCUUCUCUCCUUACCACCUUAAUGAGCGUUUUGCCAGGGGAAUCCAUUUAUUGCAGAUAGCCAUGACAUGUAGCUGACUUUAUACCUUGGGGAAGCGGUUACUUGACAUGUAACAUAUAAUAACUGCUUUUGAGCUUUGGUACUCGUCUGUUGCUGAGAAUGAAUCUCUAAAUGAUUGAAAUUUUAAGGCCAAAGAGGAGUAGAAAUCACUGUUAGUCACAGAGUUUGCAAUCUCUGGACACAUUAAUAUCCCAGUUCUCAGUGUGGAAUUCUUAAUCUCAAGGUGUUUCUUUUCCUCCGUCAGCAUAGGCCUGCACUGCCUACUCCUCCUUCAGUCAGCUUUGCCCAAAACAAAUUUUGGUAUUAAGUCCAGUGGAUCCGAAGGAUAAUUCAACAGGAAAAGAACUACAAAUUGUGUUCCCUACCCAGAGAGAAAACGCCUUUUGGAUUGCAUAGUCCUCUGUUUGAUGAGUGUUCACUCUUCCUGCCAGUGACCAGAUCAAUCAGGAAUUGGUUGCAUAUGUGCUCUGUGGCCACAGCAGCCCCUAUUGGAUGCUGCGUUGAUAAUGAGGGGCCCAGGAGGUCCAUCUGAGGCCCGUGGACCUGACCCCAAGGAGGUUCUGCUGCAAUUCCCUAAGCCUAGGAGGUUCUUCACUUACCAAAGGUUUGUUUCUGGAGGAUUUUCCUGUGGCUUUGGUAAUUAAAAAAAAAAAAGGUUUCACUGGCAUGGAAGGAGUCAAAAGAAAUGGAAACAGCCCUUCUCUCAUAGCCUUCUUCACCACCUCUCCCCAAAGAGGGAUCUCUGACCUGGGGACCUGGCGGUUUACAGAGCAUGUCAAAGGGUAUGGGAGCUCACUAGAAGUAUUUGCAGACUUGAUGUGUAUUUGCAGUUGUGCAUUUUUCUGUAGUGAUUGUCUAGACCAGCACUGUCCAAUAGAACUAUAAUGCACAUCACACUAGUAAUUUUAAAUUUUCUACUGGCCACGUUAAAAAAAAGUAAAAAGAAACAGGUGAUUUUAAUAAUCUAUUUAUUAAUCCAAUAUUAUUGUUUCAACAUGUAAUUAAUGUAAAAAGUAUUAAUGAAGUACUUUACAAUUUUCUUGUGCUAAGUCUUCUAAAUCCGUCGUGUGUUUUACACUCACAGCACAUCUCAGUUUGGACUAGAUGCGUCUCCGGCACUCAUAGCCACACGUGGCUCGUGGCUGCCGAUUGGACAGCGCAGGUCUAGAGCUUCUCCAGUGUUCGCUCAAAAUUCCCUGACCCUUACAAAGAAAAACGGUUGAAACCUAAUUACCUUCAGGGAGGACUAGGCUCCACCCAAGUCGCCCAGUGAGAGCCCAGAGAUCCCUUUGUUCUGCAAUGAGUGAAUAUCCAGGCCACCCUUUUUGAAAUUUCGGCUUGACCUUUCUCACCACACCACCGAUGUCCAUUGCUGUUUAACUGUUACUUCUCCGACCAGUUGUUUUUUAAAAGUCACACAAACCAUGUUGAUUUGGUGCUGAAAGAAAAUUUUAUCCCUGCUUCUGUGAUAAACCCUUAGGCUGAUAUGUGGCACUCAGGAGCCAAAGAGAAUUCCAGACUGUGGUCGUCAACUUUACCUCAACCCCUACUUGUCCCUCUUCCUGGUUGGCAGAAGGUCUUUUCCCAGUCCCAGUGCCCCUUGCCCCACAGCUGUAGCUAAAACACAUGGAUUUGCAAGGAAAAAGUGGGAAGUUACAUAUUGACUCCAAACACAAGACUUGGGGGGCCUUAGGGAGAAAAAGUCUUUGGAGUUUGUGACUGUCUGGCCUCUACUUGGUGAAUUAUGACCACCUGCACCAGCCACCUCGCAACUCGGAAGUGAGCAUCCCCCUCAUCCCAAGGCUGUGGACAAGAAAAGGAGCAUUUCUAUUCCCUCAGAAUAAGUUAGAGUCACCUCUAGGAAUUGCUGCCUCCUGUGUGGCUGGUCCCUUUGGGAGGAACUGAGCCCUGAUCGUGAAUACGGUAUCUGAAGAUUGAUUUAGUCUCUAGAGUCUGGUCACCCCUGAAAUGUCAACUCAUCAUCUAGGCAAGAAGAGGUGUAGAGUUUGGAGAAGGUAGAAAGUUAAUAGUGAUAAAAGCACCUACCUAUUCUGACAUCACGUAGUAAUGAUCAUAACCAUGGAGGCAAAUCUCUAUCCAAGAGAUUUUUUUUGUCUAUUUUGUUUUGUUUUCAGCAUUUUGCUCCUUCUGUUGGAAACAUCCCUGAACCUUCAUGGGUCUGGAUUUGGUCAUAUCAAAAACCACGGUACCCAGUGCCUUUUCAGUUAGUGCUCUGACAUCCUUGUGGCUGCCAUACUUUCAGAACCAGAAAUAAUGACAGGUCACUUAAUAGAAGAUUCUUUCUUAUGUAUGAGUUUUGUCUAGAUGAAAAUUCUUGCAGAGGAUAAAAAACAAAUGGCAUUUAGUUAUCCAUUGAAUACAUCACCUUGACUUAAAACAAAGAAAUCUCAUUAAAUCAAAACUCUUUCAGAAAAUCCAGGAUACAGAAUCUCUCCCACUAUGGAGCAAGGACCCAGCCCUCUGUGGUACUGGAGCCCCUGAGGCAAUUUCUGGUAGCAUUGUUUUUAGGCUGUCACUUAAAUUUCUUUUGCUUUUCUGUCUGUGUUUGUCUCUCUCUAUCUCUGGCUUUCUCUGAUUACCUGUGUCUUUCUUUGUACAUGCACCCACACACACAUUCUUUUACCAUCUUUGAGGACAAAAAGAUGUUGGUGGCUCUGGACCUAUAGAGUUAUUAUUGUGAUUAUCAUUUUUACUGUUGGUGUUUUUCUUCUUAUUGUGUGGCAGUAUCUAUAUUUGCACUUCUGGUGAGGAAAACCAGUUUCCUAUAAAGGCAAAUUAACUUCCUCUGUAAUGAAGCUAGCCUCGUUUUCACUUCUCCUAUCACUAAUUUUAUCUCCGACCACCUCUAGCUAUUGUUAUUUUUUUUCAGGCUUCCUUGCCAGAAAAGUCUCCUAGGCAAACAAUGGCAAGGUAGCAGUCUAGAUCUCUUAUCUUCCACCUACAGCGUGUGUGACCUUCCUUGUUUACCACAGGCCCCCAGGGUUAGGAUUUCUUGGAAAAACUUGUGGACUGUACCGUAUCCAAUGUCCACUGUGCUUCUUAACAUCGUAGCAUGAGAGCUUGUUCUUGGUAAGUGAUCUGAGAAGCCACUUCUCCCUUAAGAAGUAAAAGAGGCACAAAAAACUAUCCUUCUAAGGUGAGGAACACACGGUUCCUUGUGCACUGUUCUGUGCCACGGAAGUCCCUCAUCCAUCUAUUACCUGGCUGGGAGUGCAGAGUACAUUUGAUGAUGGCAGUUAUAAGGAGGUGGGAAUACUACCUGCAGGGAGUCAGAAAAGAGGAUGGCAGGAUGUGAACACGGAUGUUCUUCCCGAAUAAAUGAUCAUGCCCUGGGUUUAGAGCUGACCUGGGUUUUUUGUGUUUUGGGGGCGGGGGGGAGGGGCCACUGUGGGAGGAUAAGGAGUUUAACACUCAUGAGUUAAACACUUAGGAUUGCAAAGAAGGUUGAGAUUGUUUGAAAAAUAAAUUGAUUCUGACAAGCAGGUAUGAGUUUCUCAUCAUCACUUACCUCUUCCCUUUCCCCACCUUUCUCCCCAUCUCACACCUCCAGGCCCUUUGUAAUAGGAACAAGAAUUUGUAAAGACUCCUGUAUCAGUAGCCAUAUUCUUCCACUUUGAACCUGUUUGUUUGUUGGUUCUCUUCUUCUCCCCAAAGCCCCCCCGUACAUAGUUGUAUAUUCUAGUUGUGAGUGCCCCUGGUUGUGGGAUGUGGGAUGCCACCUCAGCAUGGCCUGAUGAGCAGUGCCACGUCCGCACGCAGGAGCCAAACCAACAGAACCCUGGGCCGCCAAAGCAGAACACAUGAACUUAACCACUCAGCCACGGACCAGCCCCUACUUUGAAUGUUUUGACGGCACUAAAUUAUCAUCCCAAAAUUAAAGAAGUGAUUCCACAUCCUAAAUGUGGACCCUUAAUUUUCAAGCCCUUUAAUUGAAAAUCCUGCUUGUUCUGCAAAGAACCUCUGAGGUCAUUCGCAUCUCUCUUGAUCACUCUCUGGACUAUGCCUGCCUCAAGUGCUUCCUGGUCAAGUGGCUUUUUCAGGAAUCUCAGUGAUUAAAGACCUUCUCAUCCUUGCACUACUAUUGAGGUUUGCCCUGACCUCAGAGCCGUUCGCUCUAUGGCCACCUGAUAAAUAUUUGUUGAUAAUGCUAAGGCAAGCAUAUACAUCUCUUAAGAGGUCUGCAGGUCUGAACAGAGUGAGGGAGGAAAUCUGGGGAGAAGGUAGCUCCACCUGGGUCACCCAGAGUCGCUGCUCGGCAGAUUGUCUGUAGUCUUGCCGUCCUUACUGAAGCGAAGGGCUUGGAGAAGCAGGGAAAUGCGGGGACCAUGUGUGCUGUAUAAACCAAAGACUGACCGCUGUCCAUGUGGACACGUCUCUCUUCCCUUGACUAGUUUAAUUUUCUCCCAAUGUUCUCACAAAUGAAAGUGAAGGUGGAUUGCCGGGUCGAAAUGAAGCUGUAAAACCUUAGGGGUUUUCUCUUGCGGGCUAGUGAUUGACCUUACCAUUCUGGAAAAAUCCAGAAAUCUAAAAAAAAAUGUCGCCUUAGUACCACACCAUCUCUGAAAGUCUAGUGUUUAGUCUCCUUUUCCCUCAAAAAGUUGUAGGCAAAUCUAGUGCUUUAUUGAACUCUGAAUAUUGUUCUGAGAAUGUGAAGAUUUUAAAUAGCCAAAGAAUUUUCAUGUAUAAGAACUAGUUAAUUACAUUGCGUCUUGCUCUUUUGAAGAACAUACCAAACUAUUGCCUGUACUAAUAGAUAGUAGAACAGUUGGGGAAGGACCACUAAUACAUGGACUUUUCACUCUGCGUCGGUUGGCAUCUGUGGUACUUACUGUUCAGGAUCUAUUGUAAGGGGACAGGGUGCCCUCUGCUGGAAUAAUCAUCAUUAUUCUUUCAGCCAAUUAAUUUGACUGGAGUCACCAUUUCCUCAACAACUAGUUCUUUGCCUUUCAUGGUACAAUUUCCUCAGUAGCUGACAGUUUGGUCCACGUUUAUCAAAAGAGGAAGGAAUGUCAAACUCUGAAAAGUUGAAGUAGAGCCCCACGGAAGAUCUUCUCACUGUCAGCAGCCCUUUAUUCUGCAAAAUGUUGAAUUGCUCUGUUUGCAAAGAAGAUGCCUCUGGCUGGAAUGUGUGUGCAGAGUUGUGAGGCCAGGGCUGAUUGUUUUGGAACUUAUCUCAACUUCCUUCUUGUCAAAUUGCAAAGGAACUUCAAUAAACAGACUUCUUUCAUAUGAAUGUAAAUGGUGCGAAAUACUGAUGUGUUUUGUACAUGUACAUAAUAAUAUAUUUACUUCCUGCUUUCACAUUAGUAAUCUGAAAUGGUUGUACCAUUUUAUAAUUAGAAAGAGAUG